AUGGCACGUCAAGUUGUUGUUGUUUUGGCUCUCAUCUUCGUUGCCAUUGCUGGGGCUGCUGCCGCCGAAACUCAAGCUCCUACAACCACCCCCACGGCCUCGCCGUCGCCGAAAUCAUCGCCCACCACCCCAUCAUCAUCACCACCAGCAGCCUCGACCCCCCAGUCAUCUUCUUCAGCCCCACAAGCCUCAGCCUCCACCCCUCAGGCCUCAGCCUCCACCCCCACUGCCUCCUCGCCUCAGGGUUCAGCUACCUCUCCCACCACCCCCUCUUCUUCCAUACCUGCAGCCUCACCCACCCAUGACUCCGCUUCCCCCCCCAGCAGCGACGCCUCCUCUCCACCGGCCCCUGGGAGCGAGUCCACUCCCGUAGAUGGACCCGCCUCUGGGCCUGCUGGUGAUGAUGCCCCUGCAGCUGCACCCUCAGGCAGCGGCACCACCGCUCUCAAGGUCUCUGCCGCCACUGGUGCUGCCUUCAUCGCUGGCUUCUUCGUCUUCAUGUAG
This is a messenger RNA of Alnus glutinosa, 504 nucleotides long. RefSeq lists its product as uncharacterized. The transcript has a single exon. The coding region runs from base 1 to 504 and encodes 167 amino acids. NCBI's taxonomy places the organism in Eukaryota, Viridiplantae, Streptophyta, Magnoliopsida, Fagales, Betulaceae. The record is from RefSeq and is a predicted model, not a curated record.